Messenger RNA from Hevea brasiliensis (rubber tree), 2860 nucleotides. Its product is annotated as G-type lectin S-receptor-like serine/threonine-protein kinase LECRK3. The transcript has a single exon. Gene Ontology annotation, molecular function: ATP binding; protein serine/threonine kinase activity. The record is from RefSeq and is a predicted model, not a curated record. Lineage: Eukaryota; Viridiplantae; Streptophyta; Magnoliopsida; Malpighiales; Euphorbiaceae. The coding region runs from base 169 to 2580 and encodes 803 amino acids. Gene Ontology annotation, biological process: protein phosphorylation.
GUUGACCCCACAAUAACCUGCCAAGGAAACUUCAAUAUUAGGAUAUUAGCCAGUAUGAAAGAAGGAAAAUUUUUGUACUCUUCGCAUCCUCCAAUAGCUAUAAGACUGACGAUGUUAAUGGCUAUCAUCCAAGCAUACCUUUAGCUCCUCCUUUUCCUGCAUAACACCAUGGCUCUCUCACUAGUACCAUGUCCUCUUUGCUUCUUUCUUUUUGUGCUACUGCCAUUUUUUACUAAUGCACAAACUUACAGCAACAUAUCUUUAGGCUUAUCCCUCACUGCACAGAAUGAUAAUUCUCAAUGGGUAUCUCCAUCUGGUGAUUUUGCUUUUGGAUUCCAACAAAUUGACAAUGAUGGCUACUUACUAGCUAUAUGGUUCAACAAGGUACCUGACAGAACCAUAGUCUGGUCAGCUAACAGAAAUAAUCUAGUCCAAAGUGGAUCCAAAGUUCAACUUACCACAGAUGGUCAGUUGCUCCUCAAUGAUCAAUCAGGCACACAAAUAUGGAAUGCCAAUUCAGUUGCUGCUGGGGUUUCCUAUGCAGCCAUGCUUGACACUGGAAACUUCGUACUAGCUAACGAAGAUUCUGAUAUCCUUUGGGAAAGUUUUGAUCAACCAACUGACACGAUAUUACCCACACAAACUAUGGAUCAAGGAGGUGAGCUUGUUGCUCGUUACUCAGAAACAAAUUUUUCCCAUGGAAGAUUCAAGUUUACGCUACAGUCUGAUGGGAAUCUCCUCCUGUACACCAGAAGAUAUCCAUUGGAUACUUCCAAUGUCGCUUAUUGGUCUACAAUAACAUCCAUAGGCAGUGGCUAUAGGGUGACCUUCAACCAGUCUGGCUAUGUUUCCCUCAUUGCAAGAAAUGGAAGCUUACUUAAUUAUGUAUUUUCUGUUGCAGUAUCAACGCAGAAUUUCUACCAAAGGGCAACCAUUGACCACGACGGGGUUUUUAGGCUCUAUGUCUACCCGAAGAAUGUCACUUCAAGUGGUGGAAAGUGGCCAAUGGCUUGGACAACUUCGUCCUUUAUACCUUCAAAUAUCUGCAUCAGAAUUAUGGGGGAGACAGGCAGUGGAGCUUGUGGUUUCAAUAGCUACUGUAGAUUGGGAGACGAUCAAAGACCAAAAUGUCAUUGUCCGCCCGGUUACACUUUCUCGGAUCCAAAGGAUGUGAGCAAGGGAUGCCGACAGAACUUUGUUGCACAGAAUUGUGAUACAGCAUCGCAGGAAACAGAUCUUUUUGAGUUCAGGGAGAUGUUUAAUGCAGAUUGGCCGCUGAUUGAUUUUGAAUCUUUUAAAUCUGUGAAUGAGGAUUGGUGCAGACAAGCUUGCUUGAGUGAUUGUUACUGCGCUGUUGCCAUCUUUAGAGAUGGAAAUUGUUGGAAGAAGCAAAUCCCUCUCGCAAACGGCAGAUCUGAUUCUAGUACUGGAGGCAAGGCCCUGAUAAAAAUAAGGAAAGAUAAUUCCACUUCAGUGGCAUCUUCAGGGUCAAAGAAGAAAGAUCAAUCAACUUUGAUAAUCACUGGAUCAGUAUUUUUAGGUAUCUCCAUCUUCUUGAAUGGUCUCUUACUGGUAGCAAACUUAAUGUUUUCUCAUCGCUCAAGUCAACAAAAAUCAAAAACUGUUCACCCACACUCACACCAAGGCAAUCUAGCCAUGAAUCCACGAAGUUUCACUUAUAAUGAGCUGGAAGUAGCUACACGAGUGUUUAAGGAAGAACUGGGUAGUGGUGCUUUUGGAACUGUAUACAAAGGGGUUUUGGGAUCUGAAAAUACAGAGUUUGUUGCAGUCAAGAAGCUAGGAAAGGUGGUGACAGUCACAGAAGGUGAGAAGGAAUUUGAAUCAGAAUUGAGUAGUAUCGGUAGAACAAAUCACAAGAAUCUUGUCAAACUUCUAGGAUUCUGUAAUGAGAAGCAAAAUCGCCUACUGGUUUAUGAAUACAUGAGCAAUGGUUGUUUGGCAAAUUUCCUGUUUGGAGAUUCAAGGCUUGAGUGGUUCAGAAGAACGCAAAUUGCUUUUGGAGUAGCAAGAGGGCUCUCUUAUCUCCAUGAAGAAUGCAGCACCCAGAUCAUACAUUGUGAUGUCAAACCACAAAAUAUUCUUUUAGAUGAAACUCUCACAGCAAGAAUUUCCGACUUUGGACUAGCCAAGCUUUUGAAGACAGAUCAGUCCCGCACUUUUACUGCAAUCAGGGGAACGAAAGGAUAUGUGGCCCCUGAAUGGUUCAAGAGCAUGCCUAUUACAGCCAAAGUAGAUGUGUACAGCUUUGGCAUUUUGCUGCUAGAGCUCAUUUGUUGUAGAAGGAACUUUGAGAUGGAUUUGAAGGAAGAAAAUGUGAUGAUACUUGCAGAUUGGGCAUAUGAUUGCUAUAAAGAAGGGAAAGUGCAUCUGUUAGUGGAAGAUGAUGAGGAGGCAAUGAGUGACAUGAAGAGGGUAGAAAAGUUUGUGAUGGUCGCAAUCUGGUGCAUUCAGGAGGAUCCAUCCCUAAGACCUGCAAUGAAGAAAGUCGUUCUUAUGCUAGAAGGAGCUGUUCAUGUCCCUAUUCCUCCAGACCCAGCAUCAUUUAUUAGUAUUUCGUAAAAUCCUUUUGAUCCCAAUGUGUUUCAGUAGUAAAGGCCUAUGAAAUAAAUACUAAAAUUGUUUAGUAAUUAGUAACUGAGGCUAGAAUCUUUUGGAGCAACUAGUUCUGAGUUAAGACUCCAUGCUAGGGAAAGCAAUGUUGUACACAAUAAUGUAGCUGAACCUGGAAAAGGAAAAAAGUCACAGAAAGCAAAAAUUGAGUGUGUUAACCAGAUAUGCUAGCCUGUUACAAUCAGGUACUAUUAUCAACAAAGCGCACGCAUAUUUUCUGAUUUUUAAA